AUGGAACAGCAAGAGAAAGGGACUGGGCCUGAAGGGAACAACCUGUCCCCGCCAUCACCCGGGACUGAGCCGUGCCCCCCUGCACCUUUCCCAGCCUUGCCACCUUUCCCCCUGGGCACCCCAGAUCCAGUCCACCUGGGGCUCCCUGAGAGUUUGGCCUCUGUCACCGUCCCCAUCCGUCUGGAUGCCCUCUCCUACCUCCUGCACAGCGCCCUGCUGGGGGCCUACACCCUUCAACAGUGCUUGCCCUCCUGCCCCUGUAACCCCCAGGCAGGCUAUACCCAGCCAGGCAUGGCCACAAGGCCACCCAGGGGACGCAGGGGCUGGGGCGUCCAGCGCAGGCCAGGCCGGGGCCAGGUCCAGCAGCGAUGGCAACCUGGAAGGGCUGAGAGGGGCUGGCCGCGGGGGUCUGGGGCUGGCCCCAAGACUCCACUGGCGAUGUCAACAUCACCACCAACUCUGCCUGGUCGGGAUGGGAAGAAGGAAGCCCGAGGUCAGGAGCCACCCCAGGACACACCGCCUGCUGCAGCAGAAGACUGGGAGGCAGAGUACUAG
This is a messenger RNA of Enhydra lutris kenyoni (northern sea otter), 555 nucleotides long. RefSeq names its product chromosome unknown C19orf84 homolog (gene CUNH19orf84). Lineage: Eukaryota; Metazoa; Chordata; Mammalia; Carnivora; Mustelidae. The record is from RefSeq and is a predicted model, not a curated record. The coding region runs from base 1 to 555 and encodes 184 amino acids. The transcript is spliced from 2 exons.